Molecule: messenger RNA, 6493 nt
Organism: Orcinus orca (killer whale)
Lineage: Eukaryota; Metazoa; Chordata; Mammalia; Artiodactyla; Delphinidae
Product: protocadherin beta-3
Exons: 2
Coding region: 1736-4150 (804 amino acids)
Biological process (GO): homophilic cell-cell adhesion
Cellular component (GO): plasma membrane
Molecular function (GO): calcium ion binding
Source: RefSeq, a predicted model, not a curated record
AUAUUAAGAGUAAAUUUAAUAAAUGGUCCUUCAUAUAACAUUACUUAUAAUUGUGAAGAAGCUAUAUUGAACACAUGAUAUUUGUGCUGUUUCCUUGCUCUGCCCAAAACCUUGCAAUAGCUUCCUUUCACUCUUAGAAUAAAAUCCAGCCACCUAUUAUUUGGCCCCUGCCUCCCUGUCCAGCCUUGUCUUCCCACUUACUCUUUUUUAUUUAUUAGGAGAUAUUUAUGUUUCUUUUUUUUUUAAAUGUCUAUUUAUUUAUUUUUGGCUGCGCUGAGUCUUCGUUGCUGCGCACCAGCUUUCUCUAGUUGCCACGAGCUGGGGCUGCUCUUCGUUGUGGUGCACGGGCUUCUCAUUGUGGGGGCUUCUCUUGUUGCAGAGCACGGGCUCUAGGGCGUGCGGGCUAAUUUAGUCCUCGCCAUGUGGGAUCUUCUGGCCCAGGGCUCGAACCCGUGUCUCCUGCAUUGGUAGGUGGAUUCUUAACCACUGCGCCACCAGGGAAGCCCCCCACUUACUCUUGAGACACUAAACUUUGGGUACACUAUCCUACCUUCAUUAUCUAGAAUAGCUAUGCUUUACUGUCCCCGGGCCUUUGCAUUCCUUAUAUAUGGAAUCCUCCCAUUUUAGUUUUAGCCUGGCAAACUUCUUCUCAUCCUUCAUAUUCCAGAUUAAAUGGGACAUCUUUGGGAAACUUUCUGAAUGCCCCCAUUGAGUUAGGUCUCCAUAUUGUAUACUUCCAGUGGACUCAUUAUACAUUUCCUGUAUAGUACUGUUUAAACAUCUGUUUAAAUUCUGUUCACCCCAUUAGAUGGGAAACUCUAUAAGAUAUACAGACAUAGUCUGUCUUAUUACCACAAUACAUCUAACUUCUACAAACGCAAUAAAUAUCGGUUUCCACAGGUGAAAUACAGUUAUGCAGAUUAAAGAGUUAAUACAGAUGAAACCAGUAAUCAUAGAAUUACUGUGAAAUAGGAAGAGGAGAAAGCUCUGUGUUCCUUGAGUGAGUGCGAAAAUGUGGAAGGAAUUAGGCAUUUGUGGUCUCUGGAUAUAUCCCCUGACAUGAUCUAUUAUAAUUUUUUAUCACCUUGCUUGAGGUUGUCUUUUCGUAGCAUUUUUCUGACUAUAAAUGCAACUCGUGUGCAUUUUACAAAAUUUGGAAAAUAAAGAAAAACACAAGUAGGAAAGCGAAGCUUCAUCACUUAGAGCAAAAUCUUGUAAAACUUUUUCUGUAAUAAUUACAGGAGGUGGGGUGAGUAGUUCUAGCAGGUGCCCACUUCCGCAAAAUCAUGGAAAUGGGACUCUACCAGGGACAGUCACUUCUUUUAGAUAAGAGCUCAUUUCUUCUCCCUAGAUUGUGUUUAUUUGAACCAUAUAACAGAAGGAAUUCCUACAGUAGCAUCAACUCGGUUUGAUAAAAGGGAAUAAGCGAUUAAAAAAAUCAAAACAAAAAGCCCAGCAAACAUCACCUUCUCCAAGAUUCUGAAACUGUGAGCGAACGCACGGUGGCGCUGUUGACUAAGAAGGAGAAAUAAACCGCAGGCACUGUGUACAUACUCUGUAACACAACGAUUCAGUGCAGUAAACUAGGGGUUGUGAGCCGGAGCAGAUUUUUAAGCAAGCAAAUCUAAGACUCUGGUAAGGAUUAUUCGCUAGGUUUUCUUCAAAGGUUAGGAGGCAAAAGACUGCGUUUCCCAGUGCUGUUGGAGGCUAGCUUGACAAUAUUUCUCGGAAGAACAUGGCAGAAAAUGCAAUGGAGGCCGGAGGAGAGCGCUUUCUUAGACAAAGGCAAGUCCUGUUUCUCUUUGUUUUUCUGGGUGGGUCUCUGGCUGGGUCCCAGUCGAGACGCUACUCUGUGGCUGAGGAAAAAGAGAGGGGGUUUUUCAUCUCCAAUCUAGCAAAGGAUCUGGGGCUGAGUGUAGGGAAACUGGCCGCGAGAGGGGCCCAAGUUGUGUGUAAAGGGAACAGACAGUAUUUUCAGCUCAACCAUCAGACCGGUGAUUUGCUCCUGCAUGAGAAAUUGGACCGGGAGGAGCUAUGCGGCUCCGCAGAGCCAUGCAUACUGCAGUUUCAGAUAUUACUGCAAAAUCCCUUGCAGUUUAUUACAAAUGAGCUCCAGGUGAUAGACGUAAAUGACCAUUCUCCAGCAUUCUCUGAAAAUGAAAUGCAGCUGAAAAUCCCAGAAAACACUCCACCAGGAACAAUAAUUCCUUUGGGAAAUGCUGAAGACUUGGAUGUGGGAAGAAACAGUCUCCAAAACUACACGAUCACUCCUAAUUCCCAUUUCCACGUUCUCACACGCAGUCGUAGGGAUGGAAGGAAGUACCCAGAACUAGUACUAGACAAAGCACUGGAUCGUGAGGAGCAGCCAGAGCUUAGGUUAAUGCUCACUGCGCUGGAUGGCGGGACUCCACGGAGGUCUGGGACCGUCCAGGUUCACAUCCUGGUCUUAGACAUAAACGACAACACCCCAGAAUUUACACAGUCCCUCUAUGAGGUUCAAGUUCUAGAGAACAGCCCCGUUAACUCUCUUAUUGUCACUGUUUCAGCUUCUGACUUAGAUACAGGAAAUUUGGGGACAAUAUCAUAUGCAUUUUUUCAUCUUUCUGAAGAAAUUAGAAAAACUUUUCAACUAAAUCCAAUUACUGGUGAUAUCCGACUAAUCAAAUAUUUGAAUUUUGAGGCGAUCCAUACUUACGAAGUGGACAUAGAAGCCAAGGAUGGUGGAGGCCUUUCAGGAAAAUCAACGGUGAUAGUUCAGGUGGUUGAUGUGAACGACAACCCACCAGAACUGACCUUGUCCUCAAUUACCAGCCCUAUCCCAGAGAACUCGCCAGAGACUGUGGUGGCUGUUUUCAGUGUUUCCGACCUAGACUCUGGAGACAAUGGGAAAAUGGUGUGUUCCAUCGAGAACGAUCUCCCCUUCAUCCUGAAACCAUCUGCAGAGAAUUUUUAUACCCUAUUGUCAGAAGGAGAGCUGGACAGAGAGAUUAGAGCUGAGUACAACAUCACCAUCACAGUCACAGAUAUGGGAAUCCCCAGGCUGAAAACCGAGCACAACAUAACUGUGCUGGUGUCCGACGUCAACGACAACGCCCCCGCCUUCACCCAGACCUCCUACACCCUGUCCGUCCGCGAGAACAACAGCCCUGCCCUCCACAUCGGCAGCGUCCGCGCCACAGACAGAGACGCGGGCGCCAACGCCCAGGUCACCUACUCGCUGCUGCCGCCCCUCGACGCGCACGUGCCCCUGGCCUCCCUGGUGUCCAUCAACCCGGACAACGGCCACCUGUUCGCCCUGAGGUCCCUGGACUACGAGGCCCUGCGGGCGUUCGAGUUCCGCGUGGUCGCCGCCGACCGCGGCUCGCCCGCGCUCAGCAGCCAGGCGCUGGUGCGCGUGCUCGUGGUGGACGACAACGACAACGCGCCCUUCGUGCUGUACCCGCUGCAGAACGCCUCGGCGCCCUGCACCGAGCUGGUGCCCAGGGCGGCCGAGGCGGGUUACCUGGUUACCAAGGUGGUGGCGGUGGACGGCGACUCGGGCCAGAACGCCUGGCUGUCGUACCAGCUGCUCAAGGCCACGGAGCCCGGCCUGUUCGGCGUGUGGGCGCACAACGGCGAGAUGCGCACGGCCCGGCUGCUGAGCGAGCGCGACGCGGCCAAGCACAGGCUGGUGGUGCUGGUCAAGGACAACGGCGAGCCGCCGCUCUCGGCCAGCGUCACGCUGCACGUGCUGCUGGUGGACGGCUUCUCGCAGCCCUACCUGCCGGCCCCGGAAGCGGAAGCGGCGGACGCGGCCCCGGCCGCCCCGCUCACCGUCUACCUGGUGGUGGCCUUGGCGUCUGUGUCGUCGCUCUUCGUCUUCUCGGUUCUGGUGUUCGUCGCGGUGCGGCUGUGCAGGAGGGGCGGGGCGGCCUCGGUGGGUCGCUGCUCGGUGCCCGAGGGCCACUUUCCGGGCCACCUGGUGGACGUCAGCGGCACGGGGACCCUGUCCCAGAGCUACCAGUACGAGGUGUGUCUGAAGGGGGGCUCUGGGACCAGCGAGUUCAACUUUCUGAAGCCAAUUGUGACCAAUUUUCAGGGCCAUUCCCCUGGCCCAGAUAUAGAAGAAACCCCCAACUUUAGGAAAGAUUUUGGUUUCAGUAUUCAGUGACAGCAAUUGUGUUUCACGUUCCAUAUAUUUUAAAUUGAUGAUACUUCAAGGUGAUGGUUUUUCUGGCAACCUAUCAUGAACUUUUAAACUACAUUAAACUUGCUUGCAAAUUUUGUUUUAAAGAAAGCUAUCUUUUCUUCAUUACUGUAAGAAGAUUAAUGGUCCUAAAUCUUGCCUCUCAAAACACUGUUGAAGUCAAUAAAUGUACAGGUUCUUUCUGGCAUAGCUUAGAAAUGUGUUAUGAAAAAAAACAGUGGGAAAUUAAUUCUAUAUAAUCAGUUAUAUUUCCUUGAGUUUUUCUUAUUAGUUUUUAAACCAUUAAGUACAUAAGAGCAGUACUGCACUAACACACUGAAGCAUGCCCAAUCAGGAAGGAGAGAGAACUGGUACAGUGAGAAUUUGGCUCUUACUUUAUUCUGCUCUCAUAGCACUUUAUUCUUAUUUUCUCUUAUUAAUUGUAUAUUCAUUAAUAUACCAGUGUUAGUUUUAAUAUAGUUAUUGUAAUUGCUUUCCAUUUAGUUUCCCUGGUGUAAAAGGGGAGAAAAAGCUACACUGUGUUUAUCCAGUGUGAUGAAAGGGCAUAGAAGGAAAUUGGCUUUUCCCACUUGAGAAACAUUGGUCAUAUUGUGACAGAAAAUGCAGUAGCUAUCCAAUCUCCAUUCAUCUUUUCUUCUUUGGUAACACACUCCAAAUUUCAUUUAGAGCAUUAGUGUGCUUAGUCAAAAGAACGUUUUCCCAGGCUCCUUGGCAGCUAAAACGGGACAUUUGACUACAUGUAUAUGCAAAUGUUGUUAGAGACUUCCAAGAAGGCCAUUAAAAGGGAGGUGACUCAUCUAGGAAGGGGUCGCUUUUUGUCCUUCUCUACCUGCUUCUUGCUGCUUGGAAUGUGGGAGUCUUGGUUGGAACACAAUCAGUCAUGUUGAGCCAUAAAGCAACACUAAGGAUGGAAAUAAUGGACCAAGACAAUCAGUAUAGAAUAAACUGAUUGACGAGGACCCCUGAUAAUCACAGUUACCAUGUCAUCCCUGGAUUGCUCACUUCUGAGCUUUUUUUACAUAAGAAAUAAAGGAACUUCUAUCUCAUUUAAGCCACCAUCAUUUUAGUUUUGUGCUACCUCCAGUGGAAUCCAAUCCUAAUGCUUUCACAGUAAGACUUUUUGUUAAAAUGUUAUAUAAUACGGUAAAAUGGACAGAUCUUAAGUGUGUAGUUUGAUCUAAUUGAUCUUUGUCAAGUUUUCCUUGAUUUCUAAUUUACUUAAGAGUACAGAGUGCUUUACAUUCAUUAUCUUUUUAAUCCUCUGCCAAACCCUAAGGAAGUUGGCAUGUUAUUUCCUCUUUUACUUGUUCACAAUUAUGAAGUAAUAAAAGGAAAAAUUUGGAAUAUAUUCUAAGUCUACUUGAAUGGAAUGUUCCAGUUCUUAACCAGUACGCUAUCACAGCAGGCAUUAACUGGUGGCAUUGUCUUCCUAACCAAGGAAGUGAAAUCCUUCUAUUGCAUGAAUUGAACUCCUAUACAGAAAUGUAACUUUUAGUCUGUAGCUUGAUUUUGUUUCUAUACCAGAGAUCACACUGCUCUGGACCAAUAAACCCAAAGUUCUUACAGAAGCACUGACCUAAGUAAGCUGGGUCAGGUACCACAAUUGACCUUCAUCAUGAUCUUAUCAGCCUGAUUACCUUCCUGUACCUUCUCAACAUAUCACAUUCAUAAUUGCAGAAAUGAAGGCCUUAAACAGGGAGUAGAAUUACCCUAUGGUUGUAUUUCUUGAGUUUUUUUGUACUAUUCCUUCAGUCUUUUUCUGUCAGUCCUAAUAUAUAUUUUCUCUUUUUUUUUGAAAGUUUAUUAUAUACAUUCUGUAAGUCCCUUGUUCAAAUUAAAUAUACUGUAUUCAUUUUAGCGCACUAUUUCUUUGAAAGCAGUUGCUAUUCUAGAAUUAGCUCUAAAUGAAAUAACUAAUUUCAGAAAAGUAUAGGCAAUGAUGUGGAGGAAUUUUUAUCACUAAAUAAUUUAGAGAUUCUGGAAAUUAAAUAGAAAUAAAGAUGAUAGGCUCCAGUUAUUUUCUAUUAAAACUAACCAUAUGUCUUUGACAACGCCUCUUAAAAAUUAUGCUGAAAAAAGAUGUAGAGGGUCAUAAAUGACUUUAUUCUGAAAGGAUGGCUCACAAGAGCCGAAUCAGACAUUCUUCAGCAUUUGCUGUGAUAAUCCAGUUUUGUAGAGUGAUGAAUUUUUGUUGACUCAGAUGCUGGGUGCAUGAAAUUUCAUGCUUAUGUAUUCAUUUUCUAUUUCUACUAUUAAAAAUUAUCACAAACUUGGUUGCUCAAAACAAUAAAAAUGCACUACUAUAUA